Molecule: messenger RNA, 682 nt
Organism: Caenorhabditis sp. 36 PRJEB53466
Lineage: Eukaryota; Metazoa; Nematoda; Chromadorea; Rhabditida; Rhabditidae
Source: the annotation of a GenBank genome assembly
AUGGAUAGUGAGGACAUGAUCUUUGGUUUGGCAGGCAAAUCAAUUUUCACCAAGUUCACAUUCUGGCACGGCGUAUUCUCCAAGUUGAUACCGUGCCUCUGCCUCCCAGUGCUCACUUUUCUGCUUCUCGUCGAGUUGGCGAAGACGCGAGCGAUAAGAAAUCACUCAGUUUCCACGAGUGCAAGGUAAGUUGCGCAAAAGUUGCAGAGAUUUGCGGGGAUUGUCCACCAAGAGAAGUGCUCGUUUCAGACCGGAUCGAACGACCGCUCUCGUCACCCUGAUGACUGUCACUUUUCUGAUCGCUGAGCUUCCCACUGGCAUUGUGGUAGCUAUUCAAUCAGUUUUUCUGGAUGAAGACGAAGAUUUGGGAGUCAUGUUCGUACGUUUCCUCAUCUCAAGGAGACAAUACUCUUCAGAAUCCUCCUGACACUAUCCACCAACAUUUGGAAUGUCGUCUUCACCUUGAAUGCCUCGUUUCACUGCCUUAUUUGCUUCGGACUAUCACUACAGUAUCGAGAAGUGGCGACUGGGAUCUUCAAAAGUUCAAUGAGCAGAACUGCGGUCAGUGAAAAGAAAUGAAUAGUAUUUGGAUGGAGUGGGACGUACUUUUACAGACUGCGAGCCGAGUCGGAGAUGUCAGUGUGGCAGUGAUCAAUCGGAGAAGUCGCUGAGAAGUUCCUAA